GCCCCACACUCCAACUCAGGGGCCCGGCCUGACGGCGAGGGUGGGGGAGAAUGUGAGGCCGUCAACCAAAGACGUGUUUGACCAACACAUGGGCGGUCUGCAUCAACCCUUGAAGAACAUUGGAAACUGGUCUAAUGAUCCAGAUGACGUCAUGUAUCCUCAAUUUGUUGCUGAAAGUCCCCCUCAUGGAAGAGGUGAGUAUGGGCUCCCAGUGACCGUCUUCCCAAACCACCUUUCAGCUAAAACAAACCAGUCGUUUGAUGAAGGCCUCAAGAAAAACAACUUCAACCAGUUUGUUGGUGACAUCGUUUCCGUGACCCGCCGACUUCCGGAUCCAGGUCCACCACAAUGUCGGUCAUUGAGUCAUCAGAGCAGGCAUAGGGCGAGUGUCAUCAUGUGUUUCCACAACGAGGCAUGGUCUACCCUACUGCGCUCUGUGCACAGUAUCAUCAACCGCUCGCCACCACACCUCCUCCAGGAGAUCAUCCUCGUUGACGACGCCUCCGACCUAGACCAUCUUGGCGCAGCCCUGGAGAAGUACAUGUCUGGGCUGAGCAUAGUGAAGAUACUGCGGACAGGUCAGCGUGAGGGGCUGACAAGAGCAAGGCUAUUAGGCUACAAACACGCGACCGCCUCCGUCCUCGUCUUCCUCGACUCACACAUCGAGUGUUUCCCAGGUUGGCUCGAACCCCUGCUGGACCGGAUUGCUGAGAACCCUCAUGCCGUCCCAUAUCCAAAAAUAGAGUCUAUCAAGCCGGACACGUUGUCUGUCGAGCCCCAUGUUCCCCUCAGCGUUGGAACAUUCUCCUGGGCAAAUCUCAUCUUCAGAUGGAUAGGCAUCCAUGAACUGCGCACCAAACCCGCCCGUUCCCAAACUGCACCCAUCAAAUCCGCCACAAUGCCUGGUGGGCUGUUCGCGAUAUCCCGGGCCUAUUUCACUCUGCUGGGAGCCUACGACCCAGGGCUGGACUAUUGGGGAGGGGAGAACAUCGAACUGUCUUUCAAGGUGUGGAUGUGUAACGGUAGCGUGGAGCUGCUGCCCUGCUCACAUGUCGGUCACAUCUUCCACCACAACAACCCCAUCCACUGGCCCACCCCCGGCAGUGUAAGGAGGAACGCUGCUCGCGUAGCCGAGGUGUGGAUGGAUGACUACAAGAGUUUCUUCUAUGAGACUACUGGAUCUGACAAGGUUGUUGUUGGAGAUAUCUCGGAAAGACAAGAAUUGCGGCGGAGCCUAAACUGCCAAGACUUUGAGUGGUACUUAAAUAAUGUGCUGCCGGAACUACCAGUGCCCACAGACUGUCUGACUGUAGGAGAGAUUCGGAACGCUGCCUACAAUAACUGUAUAGACUCGAUGGGGCGGCACUCCCUGCUGCCGGACAUGUUUACAUGCACGGGCAAGGGUUACAAUCAGUUUUGGUGCAUGCGUGACAAUGGGCAGAUCUGGAACUACCAUCAACACCUAUACGUCAAGGACGGUAAUGUCUCAUUAAACCUUCGACAGGGAUCAAGCUGGACCUACACUCAGAACGGACAGUUACAUGAAAAAAUCAGUGGACUAUGUCUCCAGGCAGGCAAGAAGACUCUCACCAUACAACCUUGUUCAGGGGAGACGUCCCAGGUGUGGACGCUCACAGCACGUCCUCCUAACCAACGCCAUUGA
Messenger RNA from Haliotis rufescens (red abalone), 1663 nucleotides. Its product is annotated as putative polypeptide N-acetylgalactosaminyltransferase 9. The transcript is spliced from 11 exons. Gene Ontology annotation, cellular component: Golgi apparatus. The record is from RefSeq and is a predicted model, not a curated record. The coding region runs from base 89 to 1663 and encodes 524 amino acids. NCBI's taxonomy places the organism in Eukaryota, Metazoa, Mollusca, Gastropoda, Lepetellida, Haliotidae.